AUGUGCAUUGAAGAAAUAAUUAAUAAUGAUCAUUUGCGAAAGCCUGGUUAUUGGAGUGGCAUCUGGAGACUGAAAGUUCCACCUAAAGUUAAGAAUUUGGUGUGGAGAAUUUGUAGAGAUUGUUUCCCAACAAGGGUAAAGUUACGAAGAAGAGGUGUUAAUUGCCCUUCAAAUUGUGUUAUGUGUGAAGAUCCCCAUGAAGACAGUUAUCAUAUCUUGUUUCACUGUAAGGCGGUUGUCGAUGUUUGGAAUGCGGCUAAUGUUUGGCAUCUGAUCUCUCCAUCUUUGGACCUGUUUGAUAAUGCAUCAGAUAUUAUAUUCCAUUUGUUGAAAAUAUUGUCUACAACCCAGAUAGAGAAUAUUGUCACUACUAUAUGGAGUAUCUGGAAAGCUAGGAACCUUAAGUUGUGGCAACAAGUGACAGAUUCACCCACAACAAUCUUGGUAAGAGCUACCCAUCUUUUAGAAGGUUGGAGAAGUGCUAAUCGUAAACAAAAUCCGCCUAAUCAAAGUCACAUUGAUACCACCCUUCCUCGUAACCACAAUAUCCAGGUAGUAGAUGGAGUUUCUAACAUCAGAUGGAGGAAACCUAGAAGUGGUAGACUCAAGUGUAAUGUUGAUGCAUCAUUUUCAGAAGUCAACAACAAGAUUGGUUUGGGCAUGUGUAUUAGAGAUUCAACAGGAUCCCAUGUCCGAUUCAAAAUCAUGUUUUUCUCUCCGUUGUGCUCUGUGGAUGUUGGAGAGGCGCUGGGGCUGUAUCAUGCAAUUCGGUGGAUCCAUGAACUUCAACUCGAAAAUGUUGAUUUUGAAGUUGACUCGAAACGAGUAGCAGAUUAUUUCAACAAAGGUCGUGGAGAUGUCACCGAAUUUGGUUCUAUAAUGGACAGUAGCAUUCAUUUCUGUCGAUCACUUUUAACAAACUCUCAUGUCGAGUUUACUAGGAGGCAAGCGAAUGAGGUUGCACAUAAUCUAGCUAAGGCAGCCACAUCUAGUUCUAGCUUCCGUAUCUUUGAUGAAAUCCCAACAUGUAUUACUGAAUUAAUCUUUAAUGAAAUGAUUUAA
Molecule: messenger RNA, 1062 nt
Organism: Medicago truncatula (barrel medic)
Lineage: Eukaryota; Viridiplantae; Streptophyta; Magnoliopsida; Fabales; Fabaceae
Exons: 1
Coding region: 1-1062 (353 amino acids)
Molecular function (GO): RNA-DNA hybrid ribonuclease activity; nucleic acid binding
Source: RefSeq, a predicted model, not a curated record